GGAGGGAAGUCGCUGUUUUCUCGGGAAGGACAAGAGAGACUUUCGCUCCGCUGCACUCCAUAGCGGCCCAAAGGGGUGAAGGGUCAGUCCGCGAGUUUUUGGUCAUGGCGCUGGCCGCUCGCUUCUGGCGCUUUCUCCCUUGGGCACGUGCCGUCUUUCCCGGACCUUGGCUCUCGAGGGGUGUUGCUGGCAGCCGCGGACAGUGCUGUACUUGGCGACUCCGCGGCUCUGAGGUGAUGGGAAAUCUAGGAUCUGUCAAAAGAAGCCUUUUAUUCUCAGCUUUACCUUAUUUGGGUUUUGAAACAUUUCAAGUAUUUUCCCAGGCUGCUGUGGUUCAUGCCACAGCCAAAGUCCUCAGAGUUGAAGAAAUUCUCGAACAAGCAGACUACCUGUAUGAGAGUGGAGAGACAGAAAAACUUUAUCAGUUGCUGACCCAAUACAAGGAAAGUGAAGAUGCAGAGUUACUGUGGCGAUUGGCACGGGCAUCACGUGAUAUAGCUCAGCUUAGUGGGACCUCAGAAGAGGAGAAAAAACUCUUGGUCUAUGAAGCCCUAGAAUAUGCAAAAAGAGCACUGGAAAAAAAUGAAUCCAGUUUUGCAGCUCAUAAGUGGUAUGCAAUCUGUAUUAGUGAUGUUGGAGAUUAUGAAGGCAUCAAGGCUAAAAUUGCAAAUGCCUACAUUAUCAAGGAGCAUUUUGAGAAAGCAAUUGAACUGAACCCAAAAGAUGCUACCUCAAUUCACCUUAUGGGUAUUUGGUGUUACACAUUUGCUGAGAUACCUUGGUAUCAAAGAAGAAUUGCAAAAAUGCUGUUUGCAACUCCUCCUAGUUCCACCUAUGAGGAGGCAUUAGGCUACUUUCACAGGGCAGAGCAAGUGGAUCCAAACUUCUACAGCAAAAACUUGCUUCUUUUAGGAAAGACAUAUUUGAAGUUACACAAUAAAAAGCUUGCUGCCUUCUGGCUAAUGAAAGCCAAGGACUAUCCAGCACACACAGAGGAGGAUAAACAGAUACAGACAGAAGCUGCUCAGUUGCUUACAGGUUUCAGUGACAAGAAUUGAGAAUUUUUCAGAGAAGAAAGCACAUGAAAUAUCUAAGAAACAUUGCCUUUUCAUCAGAUUACAAAGAUAAUACAUAAACUGUAACUGUUCUAUGGCUCUUUUCUCCGUUCCUUUAUUUAAAUAUACAAUAUUCUAAGUUUCUUCACAGAUAACAAAAGAAAUAAUUACAAAAAGAUUGGUAGAAACUUCUCCCUGGCUCAGAGGCAGAGAUACUGCACAUUUAGGACACCAGCAAUACAAAGGGGUAUAAGAUUUCUAAGGAGGAUGGAUCACAUCAGAAUGGGAGAUCAAGAAAAAGCUUUGUGGAAGAGGUUUCAUUGGGGGUGUGCAUUGUCACAUUGGACUGAUGCAAAGCUGAGAUCUUGCAGAGAAGGUGCAGUGAAAAUUAGGAGGUUAGGAUGUUGCGGGUUCUUGGUAUAAAGUAGUUAAGUGAUGGAUCUUGGAACCAACCUGCAUAAGGAAAAACCUUGUCAGGAGAGGAUGGAAAAUGGAGUGAUUUUUUUUUUUUUUUUUUUUUAAUGUGACAUAGUCUCACGAGUGAAUUGAUUCUGUCACUAGACAAAGCCCAGAUUCUCUUCCCUAAUAUGGUGAAAGGAACACAGAAUUAAAGGUUGAAAUAGAAAUGAAGAUGUUUUAAAUAGGCAGGACAGUAUUACUUGAGGCUGGGAUGCCACCACUGCAGAACUGUUUUAUAAAAAGGAUUAUCUUGAAUGUCACUUAGAUAAAUCAAGAGUGCAUGCAUAGGUGGGUUUUCCCCAAAGGAUUUGCGAAUUGUAAUGUUAACAGUGAACUGUGCGGGUGUGGGCUGUUUCUGUUAUCAUGUAUAUUUUCGAAAAUAAAACUGAAAGUCCUGGA
This is a messenger RNA of Callorhinus ursinus (northern fur seal), 1913 nucleotides long. It is a transcript of the gene RMDN1, whose product is annotated as regulator of microtubule dynamics 1. Gene Ontology annotation, molecular function: microtubule binding. The record is from RefSeq and is a predicted model, not a curated record. Lineage: Eukaryota; Metazoa; Chordata; Mammalia; Carnivora; Otariidae. Gene Ontology annotation, cellular component: mitochondrion; mitotic spindle pole; cytoplasm.